UUAUCUAAAAAUUUAAAGCUAGUUCUCGCGCCAAUGAACAGCUUAAUAUCACCAUAGCUGCCCCGAAGUCGCAGUUGCUUCUCAGCUAUAGUUUUUCAGUGGCAGUCGCGAGCCGACAUGCAACCGUCAUGGAUAAACAUUGAUGAACAUAGUCGUGGAUUUGCACACAAAGCCGAGCUUUUGAGUAUUUGCAAAAUAGUUUAACAACUCGUAAUUGAACCUACAACUUGACUUUUGAUGGAUUGAACAGCUCAUCCCCGGCUCUGAAAAGCGUGAAGACAAGUUUACAAGUGUAAAGUGGAAUGAGGAGCGGGAGCGGUACACCGGCCCCACACGAAAACUUUCUCUUCAUCGAAUUGUUUGGUCUUCGCUUCUUUCACUUGUGAAAUCUAUGUGAGCGCGCUGCGUGGUCUUUUCAGAGGCCAGUGGGAAAAUGCAUACCGCCAAAGAAGGGCAAAAGGCCCUCAAGGCCGACGACGAAGUAGAGGACUGCAGGUUUUCGGACCCGGAUCAGUACCUGGAACACCUUCUGAACGAUGGAAGCCAGGAGGGGGACAGUGGAGCCGCAUUGGAGUUGCCGUCAUGGUACGAUGAGCAGCUGUUCAUGCGGGGUCAGAAGUAUUUCCAAGUUUAUCGCUUUGUGAUGAAUGCAGGAAUGCUAGCCGGACUAAUUGGUGUACUAGCCGUUCCCUCGAUUCUGAAAGUGCUCUCGUGCACGCGCCAAUCCUCGACUGCAUUUACGGCCUACCGGCGAUACGUGCGCACUAUUUUUCAUACCCAAACUUGGUACAACAAUAAUAUAUCAGAUCGAGGGAGCAAGUUUUGGACCAGUAUUGCUGCUGUUCGCCAGGCGCACUCGCGAUCCAGCAAGGCCUGUGCCCGUCAAGGAGCAGGGCAGAUCACCCAAAAGGAUCUGGCGCUGACACAGUUUGGGUUCAUUGGAUUCAUUACCAUGGGUGCACACCGGAUUCAGCUGUAUGAUAAGGAUUUUUUGGAAGCCACCACGCACAUGUGGCGGGUCCUAGGAUUUUUGCUGGGGAUCAAGAAUGAGUACAAUAUUUGUGGUAGAAACUGGGAGGAAUCAAAGCUCCGAUUGGACAUCGUCAUGCGAAAAGUUUAUGAACCCGCUUUGGAAAAGACUGGAGAGGAUUUCCGCCGCAUGACGGAGGCCUUAAUUAACGGUUUGUGGCAUGUGAAUACCAUGCUGUCGGUGGAUGCCCAGAUAUUCUUCACCAAGCGGCUGGCCUGCGUCAAAGGAUUCGAGUACUACAGAUUUGAUCAUGAAAACGGAGUGAAGCGGGACCCCAACCAGAAACUGCACUACUACGAUAUGGGCUGGUGGGAUCGGUUUAUUGUGACCUAUGGGCUCUUUUUAGUCACCUAUCUGCAUAAGUAUGCCAUUGUGCGGUGGUAUCUAAACUUUCGCGUUUGGCUCGUGGAUGUUUUUACUUAUUACUUGCCCUAUAUUGCCAUUUGGAAGUUUGGAAUCAAAUCGGCUUACGUGCGGAUUUUCCGGGAGGGGGGCGAAGCCCAUGAUUUUGUUACGAGUCAUAAAUAUGAUUAGAUAUUGUUUUUAGAUGUUCUUUCCCGAAUAAAUAAGUUAAAACGUUAUUUGCCA
Drosophila bipectinata is the source of this 1618-nucleotide messenger RNA. RefSeq lists its product as uncharacterized. NCBI's taxonomy places the organism in Eukaryota, Metazoa, Arthropoda, Insecta, Diptera, Drosophilidae. Gene Ontology annotation, molecular function: oxidoreductase activity. The record is from RefSeq and is a predicted model, not a curated record.